Dichomitus squalens LYAD-421 SS1 is the source of this 2835-nucleotide messenger RNA. RefSeq lists its product as uncharacterized. The transcript is spliced from 6 exons. The coding region runs from base 1 to 2835 and encodes 944 amino acids. The record is from RefSeq and is a predicted model, not a curated record. NCBI's taxonomy places the organism in Eukaryota, Fungi, Basidiomycota, Agaricomycetes, Polyporales, Polyporaceae.
AUGGACCCUGACAAACUCAUCUCGUCUUCAUCGCAGUCUCCUUCCGGCUCUCCGACCCAUGCCAACGUGAACUCGGAACAAGCUUGCGAAGAGUUCGAGCCACCUGCUGCUCAGUUUGAAGGCGACUUCUUUGGCACUUGCGCCGACUAUACCGCGGCCGACUUUCCUGGUUUUGGUGACGGCGACUCUGUCAAUGCACCACUCAAUGCAGGACCGUUUCCUGACGUAACGGAGGUCAGUGACAAUGAAGAAGAUGGCGAUGAAGAAGUGGUGGGGUUGGAUACACUAUUCCCUGCCCCGCCCCAAUCCCCUCCACUCGCUCCGAGUCGUCCUCCCGAGCCAAUGCAUGUCGACACCCCCCCUACCCCUGCCCAAUCUCAAUCCCAUUCAAAACCUCCUAGUCCCACUGUAGAGUAUUUACCGAAGGAUGAGGAGGACCCCCAGGCGCACGCCAGUCCCGGAGGUGUCGAGCCCAACUCUCAUGAACGCCUUUGUGAGGCUCCUGCAAAUAUUUGCUACUUCAGAGGCAAAGCAGGCGCACCUGUCUCUGAGCCUCGUGUUCGCACAUCCGGAUACUGGAAGUAUGGCGAGCGCGUUUGUGGGUCCCAGGAGAAUAUGUUUGCGCCGUUUGCAUUGGAGACGGACUGGGCUGUUGGGCGGUGGGCAAAUAUGCACGACAUCAGCUCUUCAGCUCUUACAGAGCUGCUCACUAUCAAAGGUCUCGUCGACAAGCUGGGCCUGUCGUUCCGAAACGCCAAACAGUUACAUGAUAUCUUCGAUGAGAACCUCCCAUCACGCCGCCCAACGUUCAAGUACCAUGAGGCUCACGUCAUGGGCGAAAGCUUUGAGAUGUAUGCGCGCGAUAUCAUGGAGUGCAUCAAGGCACUCUAUGGCGACCCGGAACAUGUUCGCUAUCUCUGCUUUGCACCCGAGCGCCACUACGCCGGCACAGAUCGCAAGAUCCGUCUAUAUCAUGACAUGCAUACCGGGCAAUGGUGGUGGUCGAUCCAAUUGACGAUUGGCAACCUCCCCAAGUCCAUCUGCCAGAAGCCCGGUCGUCAAGGACAGAUUCUUCUCGCGUACCUCCCAACGAGUCGACUUGAGCACAUCGGAAACAAAGCUGCCCGCCGCCGUGUCCUCGCAAACCUGUUCCAUGCCUGCAUGACCAAGCUUCUCGAACCCCUUAAAGCCGCAGGUGCCCAUGGAACAAUCAUGACCAGUGGCGAUGGUGUUGCACGUCGCUGUCACCCAAUCCUUGCUGCGUAUGUCGGUGACUAUCCCGAGCAAUGCUUGGUAACCUGCACUUACAACGGAGACUGUCCAAUCUGUACCUGCCCUCAUGACGAGCUCGGAGACUUUCCCUUGUCGCAUCUGUACCGCGACAUGAAGGCCUCGCUAGCUGCAAUCAAGUCACUUGAUUCUCCCAUGUUUGUCCAGGCGUGCAACGACGCUAAUAUCAAACCCGUUCAACAUCCAUUCUGGGAGGACUUACCAUUCACAGAUAUCUUCCGUUCCGUCACCGCUGACGUCCUCCAUCAAGUAUAUCAAGGCGUGUUCAAACACCUCCUCUCCUGGCUCAAGGAUGCGUGUGGUGCCGCAGAGAUCGAUGCCCGCAUUUGCUGUCUACCCUACAACCAUAGCAUUCGCAACUUCUACAAAGGUAUCACUGGUCUCUCCCGGGUGACUGGGGCCGAACACCGGCAGAUCAGCCACUUCCUCCUCUCCACUGUUGUCGAUAUGGACCUCCCGCGCAAGCAUGCUGACCGCCUGGUCUGCACCACCUGUAGUCUCCUUCAUUUCGCAUUUCUGGCUCAGUAUCCCGUCCACGAUGACACGUCACUCAAGGCACUCGAAAAGUGUCUUUACGAGUUCCACAAGAGUCGUGAUGUCUUCAUCGACCUCGAUAUCUGCUCUGGCUUCAAUAUUCCCAAGUUGCACGCUCUACUGCACUAUGUCCGGUGCAUCAAGUUAUACGGCACUACUGACAACUACAACACGGAGACUUCGGAACGGCUGCACAUCGAUUUUGCGAAGGACGCGUAUCGAGCGACAAACCACCGCGAUGAAUUCCCGCAGAUGACCAAGUGGCUAGAGUGUCGCGAGAAGGUCUUGCAUCAUGAUAGCUAUCCUCCAGAUCUUGCAUGCACGCUACAUGUCAAGAUGACGCAACAUCCUAUACGGAAGUCGGUAUCUCUUCAAGAGCUCACGUCUCCCACAGGGUACCAUGCGAAGCAUAUCGGUCCCGCGAUCUGCCAUUUUGUUGUCCAGUUCCGUCACCCCACGCUCAGUUCGUACCAACUCGAAAGCCGCAUCUCGGAGACCCUCAUUCCGUUCAAUCACCUCCCUGUCUAUCACCGCAUCAAAUUUUGGAACGAGCACAUUUUCGGACAGGAGACUCGUGAUUCCAUUCAUGUCCACCCCCGUCAUGACCAUUCGGAGCGAGCUGUUGGUACUGAUGCAAAUGUGGUAGACUUACGCGUUGGGCAAAUCCGUGUAGUGUUCACACUACCUGAUGCAACACUCGACUACUACUUUCCCGGUGUACCACCCGAGCAGCGCCCUCCUCGACAUCUUGCGUAUAUUGAAUGGUUUUCGAAGUUCUCUGCGUCUCCGGAAAGGAACUCUGGUUUCUAUAAGGUGUCGCGCUCUUACAAGGAUGGUGAGCGCCUUGUAUCUGUAGUGCCUGUUGGUUUGAUCCAGCGCAGCGUUCACCUCACCCCCAAGUGGAAUGGGCCCGUACCUUCCGAUUGGACUAGUGAGAACGUCUUGGACAAGUGUAGUGUAUUCUAUGUAAAUACGGACAAAGAUCUAUCCACCUUGUUUAAUGUAUACUGA